Messenger RNA from Manis pentadactyla (Chinese pangolin), 4849 nucleotides. It is a transcript of the gene FZD1, whose product is annotated as frizzled class receptor 1. NCBI's taxonomy places the organism in Eukaryota, Metazoa, Chordata, Mammalia, Pholidota, Manidae. Gene Ontology annotation, cellular component: plasma membrane. The transcript has a single exon. Gene Ontology annotation, biological process: canonical Wnt signaling pathway; non-canonical Wnt signaling pathway. The record is from RefSeq and is a predicted model, not a curated record. The coding region runs from base 797 to 2737 and encodes 646 amino acids. Gene Ontology annotation, molecular function: Wnt-protein binding; Wnt receptor activity.
AAAUGGAUAAAAGAAAAGGUAAGUCCGCCGACUCCCAUUCAUUAUCUCCAGCAUCUGGGACCAUUCUCCUACUUGUCCUCGCCCUUUCUUCCUCAAAAGCAAAAGCAACCAAGCCUGUCUCGCUUCACAGCAAACCCACUCUUUGUGCCUGAGCGGUGCCCCUGCCACCACUUCCUCCUCCUCCCGCCCGUCGCCGACUCUCGCUCGGGGAAGCAGGCGGCAGGCGCCCUUUGCGCCGGGAAGCCGGUGCUGCGAUUGGGCGACGGUCCCUGAGCCUCCAGUUCCGCGUCGGUUUCAAGGCUCCUCCCUCCCGGUGAAAGGCAGACUGCGGGGCGCCUGGAAACCGGUCCGAGGGCGCGCUAGGGAGAGAAGAGCGAGCGAGUUGAGGGAUUGACACAAAUGGUCAGGCGGCGGCGGCGGAGAAGGAGGCGGAGGCGCAGGGGGGAGCCGAGGUCGCUGGGCGGCUGAGAGUUGCGCGCUCUACGGGGCCGCGGCCACUAGCGCGGUGCCGCCAGCGGGGAGUCAGCGAGCCGGGGGCCAGGAAGGCGGGACGCGACCCCGGCGCGCCCGAUACACCCGGGCUCUCCCCGCCGCCCACGCUUCAUGAAUCGCAAGUUUCCGCGGCGGCGGUGGCUGCGGGACGCGGAGCGGGCGCCUGGGGAGCGGGUCGAGCGCAGUUCGGGCUCGACGGCGGGCACCGGCGCGGGGGAGAGCGCCUCGGCCUCAGGGGGAGCCGCCGCCGGCCGCGCCACCGCCGGCCCCAGCGGAGCGGCGCCAGGAAAGGAGCCGAGAAAGUAUGGCUGAGGAGGAGGCGCCUAAGAAGUCUCGGGCCGCCGGCAGCGGCACGAGCUGGGAACUUUGUGCCGCGGCGCUCCCCGCUGGACCGCUGGCGGAGAGGAGCGGGGACACGGGCGCCCGCCGCAACCGCCCCCCAGCUGACUCCGGGAGCUUGGCCUGCAGGCUGCUGCUACUGCUUUGGCUGCUGGAGGCUCCGCUGCUGCUGGGGGUCCGGGCGCAGGCGGCGGGCCAGGGGCCCGGGCCGGGCCAGCAGCCCCCGCCGCCGCCGCCGCCUCAGCAGCAACAGAGCGGGCAACAGUACAACGGCGAGCGGGGCAUCUCCAUCCCGGACCACGGUUACUGCCAGCCCAUCUCCAUCCCGCUGUGCACGGACAUCGCGUACAACCAGACCAUCAUGCCCAACCUGCUGGGCCACACGAACCAGGAGGAUGCGGGCCUGGAGGUGCACCAGUUCUACCCGCUGGUGAAGGUGCAGUGCUCGGCCGAACUCAAGUUUUUUCUGUGCUCUAUGUACGCGCCCGUGUGCACAGUGCUGGAGCAGGCUCUGCCGCCCUGCCGCUCCCUCUGCGAGCGAGCGCGUCAGGGCUGCGAGGCGCUCAUGAACAAGUUCGGCUUCCAGUGGCCUGAGACGCUAAAGUGCGAGAAGUUCCCGGUGCACGGCGCCGGGGAGCUGUGCGUGGGCCAGAACACGUCGGACAAGGGCACCCCGACGCCCUCGCUGCUGCCAGAAUUCUGGACCAGCAAUCCCCAGCACGGCGGCGGGGGGCACCGCGGUGGCUUCCCCGGGGGCGCCGGCGCGUCGGAGCGAGGCAAGUUCUCGUGCCCACGCGCCCUCAAGGUGCCCUCCUACCUCAACUACCACUUCCUGGGGGAGAAGGACUGCGGCGCGCCCUGCGAGCCGACCAAAGUGUAUGGGCUAAUGUAUUUUGGGCCGGAAGAGCUGCGCUUCUCGCGCACCUGGAUCGGCAUCUGGUCAGUGCUGUGCUGCGCCUCCACGCUCUUCACGGUGCUCACGUACCUGGUGGACAUGAGGCGCUUCAGCUACCCGGAGCGGCCUAUCAUUUUCCUGUCUGGCUGCUACACGGCAGUGGCGGUGGCCUACAUCGCGGGCUUCCUGCUAGAGGACCGGGUGGUGUGUAACGACAAGUUCGCCGAGGACGGGGCGCGCACGGUGGCGCAGGGCACUAAGAAGGAGGGAUGCACCAUCCUCUUCAUGAUGCUGUACUUCUUCAGCAUGGCCAGCUCCAUCUGGUGGGUAAUCCUGUCGCUCACCUGGUUCCUGGCAGCUGGCAUGAAGUGGGGCCACGAAGCCAUUGAGGCCAACUCCCAGUAUUUUCACCUGGCUGCCUGGGCCGUGCCGGCCAUCAAAACCAUCACCAUCCUGGCGCUGGGCCAGGUGGAUGGUGACGUGCUGAGCGGAGUGUGCUUCGUGGGGCUCAACAACGUGGACGCGCUGCGGGGCUUCGUGCUGGCACCACUCUUCGUGUACCUGUUCAUCGGCACAUCUUUCCUGCUGGCAGGCUUCGUGUCCCUUUUCCGCAUUCGCACCAUUAUGAAGCACGACGGCACCAAGACCGAGAAGCUGGAGAAGCUCAUGGUGCGCAUCGGAGUCUUCAGUGUGCUUUACACAGUGCCAGCCACAAUCGUCAUCGCCUGCUACUUCUAUGAACAGGCCUUCCGGGACCAGUGGGAGCGCAGCUGGGUGGCCCAAAGCUGCAAGAGCUACGCCAUCCCCUGCCCCCACCUCCAGGCAGGUGGAGGCGCCCCUCCGCACCCGCCCAUGAGCCCAGACUUCACAGUCUUCAUGAUCAAGUACCUUAUGACGCUGAUUGUGGGCAUCACUUCAGGUUUCUGGAUUUGGUCUGGCAAGACUCUCAACUCCUGGAGGAAGUUCUACACCAGGCUCACCAACAGCAAACAGGGAGAGACCACCGUCUGAGACCCGGGUUCCAGCCUGUUCCCAGCACCCGGCCUGGUCCCAGCCCUGGCCCCUCACCCCCCACCAAAGCUGGCCCCCUGGAAUCCUUGCCAAGCCUGGCUACUUGAGCCUUCCUCACUAGCCACUCACUUUUGCAGGCUCCUUUUAACAGCACAGCUCCUGCAGAAGCUUCUGUCCCUGGGGGCAAACGGACUCGAGGGCACAACUGCCAAAGAGGGAUGGACAGACCUCUCUCGCGCCCACACUCUGGUACUGGGACUGUACGCUUUUAUGAUUGUAAAUAGCCUGUGUAAGAUUUUUGUAAGUAUAUUUGUAUUUAAAUGACCGAUCACGCGUUUUUCUUCUCUCCAUUUUUUCUUUUUUUGGUUUAAAUUUUAAUUAUUUAGGGCAGUUAAACCAUUUGAGGCUUUUCCUUCCUACUCUUUUUGGAGUAGUGCAGAGAAAAAACUUGAGUGCACCCUCUGGGUGCUCUUUCAGGUCCUGGCGCACCUCCCUGCAGUGGGUGGGGUGCGUCUGGGGCUGCGCGGCCCGGGUCACUUUCCGCCUCUGCUUUCUGCUCCCUCCCUUGGUUGCUUGGGGUCUGGACGCCUUUGGUACUGAGCUCUGCAAAGCUUCCAGAUCCUGGGGUGGGCCCGCACCCCGCUCCCCCCAACCCUCCACCCCAAGUCUGCCUUUGUCGGGGCAGUUUGCGCAAGCUUGUCCCAAUGAAGCUGAGUAUUUCACUGUCGAGAACCUCUCUUCUAGCUUCCAGGCAGGCCUCGGAUGUGGGCGCUGACAGCCCGGCCUCCCUCUGCACUAGGCUCCAAAGCCCAGACACACUUCUCCUUCCACCUAAGUUGGUUAGAUGUUGAGUGGGAUAACCAGUGCCAAACUUUUUCAAGUCUAAUUUUUGGUGGAUGAGCUCAUUUCAGUCUCUUAAGUGUCUAAAACCUGGUAUGUCUUUGGCUAGCGUCAUGGAAAGAUGUGGUUACUGAGAUCUGGGAAGAGGCAUGAAGCUUUGUGUGGGUUGGGAAGGACUGAAGGUGGGGGUUAUAGAAUGUUAACUAAUUGCACACUGAUGCCUGGCAACCUGCCCCAAGGACUGAGACAGCCUGUGUUUAGGUUUUACCGCUCUGUGAAAUGGAAACGUUAGGUUACCUGGAAAGCUUUGUUAAGGAGUAGAUCUUUGCUUUCCUUAAUAGGACAGCUGCAUGGAAACUGAAUAUGGAAACUUGAAGGAGAUUUCAGUGUAAUAGAUUUCCUCAAAGUGAAGUUUUACUCUCUUAUUUUUAAUCAAAUAAUGAUUAGAUAUCAGAAUGUUAAAAUGUAAAAGUUGUACACUUUCAACAUGUUAUUACGAUUAUUAUUCAACACAUUGUGAAGGAGGAACAAUCCACAUCACUAAUAACACAGUAAGAUUCCAGGAAGUAAAGGAGGUGGAAUAAUUGAUAGGAUUAGCUCCUGAAAUCUACAAAAUACAGGCAUGCAUGCUAAAGGGAAGAUGUGUGCAGGUCUAUUGCAUUAAAUCCUGUGUGCUCCUUUUUUGGAUUUACAGAAAUGUGUCAAAUGUAAAUCUUUCAAAGCCAUUUAAAAAUAUUCACUUCAGUUCUCUAUGAAAAAGAGGAGAAAAACAAUCCUCUUGAUUGUGUUGUUUUAAACUUUGAGAGUUUAUCAAAAUGCUGGUACUUAGGACCUAAAUUUAUCUAUGUCUGUCAUACCCUAAAAUGACAAUGGUCUUUGGAUUUGGUAUGCAUUUAUUCUGCUCACUAUCAAAAAAUCAUCUAUAUUUAUAGAGGAAUAGAAGUUUAUAUAUAUAUAUGCAUAUAUAUAUAUAAUACCAUAUUUUUAAUUUCACAAAUAAAAAAAUCAAAGUUUUAUACAAAAUUAUAUGGUUUUUGUGCCUGAAAACAAAAGAGCUGAAACUGUAUGAACUAUCUUUACAUUUUAGUAUCUCGUAGCCAAUCCCACAGUGUGUAAAUUCAGGAAUUCAAUGAAAAACUAGCCUUGACCAUUAGGUCCUUCGAAAGAAUCAUCCAAUUUGCGUUGUUGUGAUUGAUGUGGAGUCCCUAGAAAAGAUCUGCUCUCAUGACAGUGACAAUAUAAAAUAGAAGUUUGAAAAUUAUUUCUUUACUC